UGGCAGAGUCCACUGUCGCCAAGGUCCCCAUGCUGUUCCUGGUCCUUCUGCUAUUCCCAGAGCUCCAUGUAGCAGGCACCCUUGCGUCUGGAUCCUCUGCCAGGAACCUGCCUGAAUCCCAUCCCCACCUCCCCAGCUCUUCACUGUGGGUGCCUCAGGCCAGCCAUCAUGGCCGACGGGGCCUGGGCAAGAAGGACAGGGGCCCAGGCAUGCACAGCCGGGCCCAGGAGGGGACUGUGGUCACUGACAGUAGGCAGGCUUCCGGGAUGACACUUGGUCAGCGCCCUGCCGGCCUUCUGCAGGACAAGGAUCAACUUCUGGGGCUGGCAUUGCCCUAUCCCGAGAAGGAGCCCCGGUCUUCCGGGUGGGAGAGGAUGAAGAAACGCGGCAGAGAACACAAGAGGCGCAGGGACCGGCUGCGGCUGCACCGAGGCCGAGCCGCCAUCCGUGGCCCCAGCUCCCUAAUGAAGAAGGCGGAACCCUCUGAGGACCAGCUGCUGGGGGCUGCCGCAGAAGAGUCUUCCACCAGCCUGGCCCCCACCAUGCUCUUCCUAACCACAGCAGACGCAGCCGCGCCUACCACGGAAGAGUCCCGGAUCCUGCCAGUUACCUCCCUGCGACCCCAGCAAGCACAGCCCAGGUCUGAUGGGGACGUGAUGCCCACACUGGACAUGGCCUUAUUUGACUGGACUGACUAUGAAGACUUAAAGCCAGAGGUCUGGCCUUCUGCAAAGAAGAAAGAGAAACACUGGAGUCACUUUACCAGUGACGGUAACGAGACGUCGCCAGCUGAGGGAGAACCAUGUGACCAUCACCAGGAUUGCCUGCCAGGAACUUGCUGCGACCUCCGGGAACAUCUCUGUACGCCCCACAACCGCGGCCUCAACAACAAAUGUUUUGAUGACUGCAUGUGCAUGGAAGGGUUGCGUUGCUAUGCCAAAUUCCACCGGAACCGCAGGGUCACUCGGAGGAAGGGGCGCUGCGUGGAACCUGAGACAGCGGACGGGGACCAGGGAUCCUUCAUCAACAUCUAGCGCCCGAGUGGUGCCUCCCCACCGGCCGGCCGGGGGUCUGAGCCCGGGAGGGCUGGACAAACAAGACCGUGUUAGUAACUAGCUCCGCUUGGGGCUGAGUCGGGGAACCAAAGGCUGAGGCUGCGGAUGCAGGCCCAGUACACUCACCCCCAAGCUGGAGGACAGCUUGGCUGAGAGCAGCUGUGCCUGCCACCCCCGGUCAGACCCACGCUGCUCACGGAUCCUGCGCUCUGCUCUACGUGAUAGCCGUGUUGAGCGCGCCCUCUUCUGCUCGACACCAGCAUUGCAGCAGCUUCAAUUUGGAAAAUCAAGAGGUUUUGCCGAUUGGAAAGGGUUGGAAAGAGAGGACAAGACGGGAGUGGCUGUGGAACGCUAUGUCCCAGGCAAACGCCAAGCACCGCGUUCAUUUUUACUGAAUUUCCACAGAGACCGUGGCAAGAGGCCACUGAAGCACUGAACUGCAAGACUUGUGCAAGGUCCCACCUCAUCCAUGAUCCUCCAUGUUUGGCCGCAGAUACACCAUGACUGUCUUCCGCCUUUCCCAAC
Molecule: messenger RNA, 1580 nt
Organism: Peromyscus eremicus (cactus mouse)
Lineage: Eukaryota; Metazoa; Chordata; Mammalia; Rodentia; Cricetidae
Gene: Draxin
Product: dorsal inhibitory axon guidance protein
Exons: 7
Coding region: 30-1034 (334 amino acids)
Biological process (GO): axon guidance; Wnt signaling pathway
Cellular component (GO): extracellular region
Source: RefSeq, a predicted model, not a curated record